This is a messenger RNA of Cynara cardunculus var. scolymus (artichoke), 1078 nucleotides long. Its product is annotated as aquaporin PIP2-7. The record is from RefSeq and is a predicted model, not a curated record. The coding region runs from base 58 to 897 and encodes 279 amino acids. Gene Ontology annotation, molecular function: water channel activity. Gene Ontology annotation, cellular component: plasma membrane. Gene Ontology annotation, biological process: transmembrane transport. The transcript has 4 exons. NCBI's taxonomy places the organism in Eukaryota, Viridiplantae, Streptophyta, Magnoliopsida, Asterales, Asteraceae.
AAACCUCCAUAACCAGAAGCUCAAUUCACUGAGUUCUAGAGAGAGAGAGAGAGAGAAAUGUCGAAAGAAGUGAGUGAGGUCGGAGAAACGGUGAGAAGGGAUUAUGUUGAUCCACCGCCGGCACCCCUUAUGGACAUGGCGGAGCUGAAGCUCUGGUCGUUUUACAGAGCACUAAUCGCCGAGUUCGUCGCCACCCUCCUCUUCCUCUACAUCACCGUCGCCACCGUCAUCGGUUACAAGAAUCAAUCUGACCCAUGCGGCGGCGUUGGCCUACUCGGCAUCGCGUGGGCCUUCGGUGGCAUGAUCUUCAUCCUUGUUUACUGCACCGCCGGUAUUUCCGGUGGUCAUAUUAACCCAGCGGUUACAUUCGGACUCUUCUUGGCAAGAAAGGUGUCGCUAAUAAGGGCCGUGGCGUACAUGGUUGCACAAUGUUUGGGUGCGAUCUGUGGUGUGGGUUUGGUGAAGGCCUUCAUGAAAUCACCCUAUAACUCACUGGGUGGUGGUGCCAACUCCAUUGCACCUGGCUACAACAAGGGUACUGCACUUGGUGCUGAGAUUAUUGGCACCUUUGUCCUUGUUUACACUGUCUUCUCUGCCACUGACCCUAAAAGGAGUGCACGUGAUUCUCACGUUCCUGUUUUGGCUCCAUUGCCAAUUGGGUUUGCUGUUUUCAUGGUGCAUUUGGCCACCAUACCCAUUACUGGAACUGGGAUCAACCCAGCUAGGAGCUUUGGUGCUGCUGUUAUUUACAACAAUGAAAAAGUGUGGGAUGACCAAUGGAUCUUUUGGGUGGGACCAUUUGUGGGUGCGUUGGCAGCUGCAGCAUACCACCAGUAUAUAUUGAGGGCUGCAGCCAUCAAGGCGUUGGGUUCAUUCAGAAGCAAUGCUACAAAUUAAUUGAAGGAGAGGGGGAGGGGGAGGGGAAUGAGGAAUGGAAUGUGUAAAAUUAUUUUCUUCAUUUGGUUUGAUGAUGGUUUAUGUAUGAAUUGAGAUUGUGUUUUAAAUAUUUUUAGAUUUGGUUGUGUAUUUAUUAUUGGUUUUUGAUUAGUGAAAAUCGAUUGGUGGUGUUGUUUCUCUA